ACACUUAAAUUUAAUUUCGUCAUGACAGUGAAAUUGGUAUUCUUAAGUUAUUAAAUUAAAAUAAUAUUGUUAUAAAUCACUAUUAAAAUAUGAAAUUGGAAGGAAAGAUUAAUAUCAAUGACAUUGGUAAAUUUAUUAUAACGGAGAGAACGUUACCCAAACAACCAAAUGAAUACUUGGAAGUUUCUUUUCCUGCAAAACUCACGUGUGAUACAGAAGCAGUUUUUGAUAACAUUAAUUUUCCUUUUGCUAUAUCGUCAGUAAAAAGUCAUAAAAUAAAGUCGUUACAAAUUCUAGGGAAAAGUGAUGAAAAGGAGGUUCAUGAAAUAGUUUUAGAAAAUGAAAACCAAUUUAAAUUUUUACCUGGUGAUACAAUUGGCAUUUUGCCAGAAAACGAUGAAGAAGAAGUAGAGUUUAUCCUAAAGCGUUUAGAUCUUCUAGAGAAGGCUGAUAUCCCAUGUAAGAUUCAACUUAAAAAUGUAUCGGCAAAAAGUGUGAAAAUUCCAGUUCAUAUACCAAAGCAAACAACAUGCAGAGUGAUUCUUACUAAUUUAAUAAACUAUAAGUGUGUUCCAAAAAAGUCACUAAUUUGCUCUCUUCUAAAUUACUGUGAAAAUGAAACGGAGAGACUUUUUUUGGAAACUCUUUCCAGUAAGGAAGGAAAUGAACUAUACAAUGAUUUAAUACUUAAGAAAUCAGUAAACGUUUUUGAUAUUUUAAAAGCCUUUGAAUCAUUGCAUCCGCCAUUAAGUUUACUUAUAGAACAUUUGCCAAGACUUUUACCACGACCGUAUUCAAUCUCCAACUCUUUUUUGAACAAUCCUAAGGAAAUGAAAAUAAUUUUCUCAAGUUUUAUAGAUAAUCGUGGAAUUACAACAAAAUAUCUAAAAAAAAUAUAUAAUGUUAAUAGUACAAAAAUCGUAAACCUGUAUUUUCGUCAACCAAGCAAAUUUAGAUUUGUUGAAGAAUAUUAUUCUAAGGAUAUUUUGAUGAUCAGUGUUGGAUGUGCAGUAUCUCCUUUUUUAGGCUUCUUGGAAGAAAAAUCAUACUUAAUGGAGCAGGGUUUGGAAAUGGGUCGCUGGUUUUUAUAUUGUGGUUUUAGGUGUAAAUCUACGGCAAUUUAUCGAAGUCGUAUUGUUAAUUAUGAAAAGAAUGGUGUUUUAGAAAAAUAUUAUGAAUGUCUGUCAAAAGAAGAAUCAACGGAAUCAGAAUAUGUUCAAGACGCCAUUAAAAAAUCUCAGGUUGAAUUUAGUUCGCUUGCAUUAAGUAAUAACAGUAUUCUGUUUAUUUGUGCUGACGGAAAUUUAAUAUCAAAAGAUAUUAGAGCAUGCAUACAAAAAUGCGUAUUCCCAGAUAUCGAUGAAAGUGAUUCCAAAGAUAUAAUACUUGACUGGAUUAAAAGUGGAAAAUAUAUUGAAGAAAUAUGGAUUUAAUAGUGUGCAAAAAAUAGAGUGAUAGUUUAUUUAAAAUUCAUGCGCUAUUUAAAAAUAAAAACACGCUA
Messenger RNA from Condylostylus longicornis, 1501 nucleotides. Its product is annotated as methionine synthase reductase. The transcript has 3 exons. Bases 90 to 1433 code for a protein of 447 amino acids. Gene Ontology annotation, molecular function: [methionine synthase] reductase (NADPH) activity; FMN binding; flavin adenine dinucleotide binding. Gene Ontology annotation, cellular component: cytosol. Lineage: Eukaryota; Metazoa; Arthropoda; Insecta; Diptera; Dolichopodidae. Gene Ontology annotation, biological process: homocysteine metabolic process. The record is from RefSeq and is a predicted model, not a curated record.